AUGGUUAAAGAUCUUGUAAUUCUCGCAUACUCUGGUGGCUUAGACACUAGUUGUAUAUUAAAAUGGCUAAUACAAAAGAACUACGAAGUUGUCUGUUUCAUGGCAGAUGUCGGACAAAAUGAGGACUUCGAAAAAGCUAAAAAGAAAGCUGUAGCAGUUGGUGCCAAAGAUGUGAUCGUAGAAGAUCUUCGUAAAGAGUUUGUAUGUAAUUAUAUGCUGCCUGCAGUACAAAUGGGACUUGUCUACGAAAGUCGUUACUACUUGGGAACAUCACUUGCCCGACCAUGUAUAACCGUCGGCCUCGUAAACACUGCUAAAAAUUUAGGCGCUAAAUACAUAGCCCACGGAGCCACUGGAAAGGGAAAUGACCAAGUGCGGUUUGAAUUAAGCAUGUAUUCGUUAUGGCCAGAAGGAAAGAUUAUAGCACCGUGGCGCAUCCCUGAAUUCUUCCAGAGGUUUCAGGGAAGAAGUGACUUGAUUGAGUUCGCUAAAAAAGAAAAUAUACCCGUUUCAGCUACGCCAAAAGAACCUUGGUCCACAGACGAAAAUAUUAUGCAUAUUAGUUACGAAUCUGGGGUAUUGGAGGAUCCCGCUGCCAUUCCACCAGGUGGCAUAUUUAAAAUGACACGAGACUUAGCAAAGGCUGAUGAUUAUGCGAGCGUUUUGGAUAUACAUUUUGAAAAAGGAUUGCCUGUUUCUUUACGAAUUCCAAGUGGUCACGAAAUGGCUCUUCACGUAAACGAUCCCCUUGUUAUUGUAGAAACAUUAAACAAACUAGGCGGCCAGCAUGGGAUUGGCAGAAUAGAUAUAGUUGAGAAUCGUUUUCUUGGAUUGAAGUCCAGAGGUUUGUAUGAAACUCCGGCUGGCACCGUAUUACAUGUGGCGCACGUUGAUUUGGAAGCAUUCACCCUCGACAGAGAAGUACUGAGAGUGAAAAAAUAUCUACAAGAUAAAAUGGCUGAUUUUGUAUAUAACGGAUUUUGGUUUUCACCGGAAGCAGCGUUUACAAGGAAAUGUCUGGAACUAUCCCAGGAGUCUGUUACUGGAACUGUCACCGUUCAGUUAUUCAAAGGAAACGUUACCGUUCUGGCAAGAAAAAGUCCAAAUAGUUUAUACAACAAGGACCUGGUGUCCAUGGAUAUCGCUGGAGGCUUUUCUCCUGAAGAUAGUACCGGUUUUAUCAACAUUAACGCAAUUCGCUUGAAAGAAUUUGCAAGAUUAUCCAAUCUGAAAUAAAUAUAGAUAAUGGCUUAAAGUUGAUUUAAAUGUAAUAAUAUUUUUGA
This is a messenger RNA of Bombyx mandarina (wild silkworm), 1283 nucleotides long. It is a transcript of the gene Ass, whose product is annotated as argininosuccinate synthase. Gene Ontology annotation, molecular function: argininosuccinate synthase activity; ATP binding. Gene Ontology annotation, cellular component: cytoplasm. Lineage: Eukaryota; Metazoa; Arthropoda; Insecta; Lepidoptera; Bombycidae. Gene Ontology annotation, biological process: L-arginine biosynthetic process; urea cycle. The record is from RefSeq and is a predicted model, not a curated record.